Messenger RNA from Acanthopagrus latus (yellowfin seabream), 4548 nucleotides. RefSeq names its product TBC1 domain family, member 30 (gene tbc1d30). Lineage: Eukaryota; Metazoa; Chordata; Actinopteri; Spariformes; Sparidae. The record is from RefSeq and is a predicted model, not a curated record. Gene Ontology annotation, cellular component: endoplasmic reticulum. Bases 248 to 3493 code for a protein of 1081 amino acids. The transcript is spliced from 16 exons.
GGGCCGGCCCAUUGUUCACUCAGUGAGGAGGGGGGGCAGGAAGGUCCAAUACGGAACAUUCAGGAAGGAAAUUAAAAGCCGUCAGACGUGUCUACCUUUCUGAGGAGAGGAAUGGAGUGCUCCAGGAACUCUAUCCUCCUCGAAGGAAACUUUACUGCUAAUUAAACUGGAAAAAUGUCAACACGGACAGAAAGAGCAAUUACAGCAACUCAGAUUUAAUUCAACACAGUUUGAUGUUAGUGUAGAAAUGGCGUCGGAGGUGGAAUUAAACGGGAAUGAACUUCUGGAAGUGGACAUAUGCGACCGCAGUGUGUACUCCGAGGAAGAGAGCGGCGUUUUUGUCAGCUCCGCCGCCUCCCUCCAGGAUGAUUUCUCCGGCUUCCAGCAGUGGACGAGCCCCGCGGCCGAGUCACCUAGUGACACAUCAUCACCUCCGGGACUGCAGGUUCACAGCGAGCACCGAGCUCCGCCUGGCACCGACACCCGAAGGACCAGCACGACCGCUGACAGUGACUCAGAGUCCCAGGGAGAUGGACUCAAAGUGCCCAGGUGCUCCAUAGUGGACUGUCUGCUGGUGGAGCUGUACGACACGUACAGUGGAGGCAGCAGGAGGAAUGUGGACAGCUGGGACAGCUCCACAGAGGCGUCCGGGUCUGAUGCCUUCCUGGGCCGCAGCAACUCCGGGUCCGGGUUCCUCCAGGAGCUCCAGGAGAAACACACCAGGAGGCAUCAGAUGAACUACCUGGCCCAGAAAGCCCCGGAGGAGCUGCAGUCAAUCAUCCAGGAGGUCAAAUAUCGUACGGGCCUGCAGUCGGCCAAGCUGAUCCGCCAACUGAGGAGACGGGACCGACUUUGCCACAAACUGCAGAAGAACUACGACAUCAUCACGGCUUGUUUACAGGCUGUCUCACAAAAACGACGAGUUGACACGAGGCUGAAGUUUACUAUUGAACCAUCGCUGGGGAAGAAUGGAUUCCAGCAGUGGUACGACGCCCUGAAGGCAGUGGCCAGACUCCCAACUGGGAUCCCAAAGGAAUGGAGGAAGAGGGUUUGGCUAACGUUAGCAGACCAGUACCUCCACAGUAUCUCCAUCGACUGGGACAAGACGCUUCGUUUUGCCUUUAACGAGCGCAGCAACCCGGACGAUGACUCCCUCGGCAUUCAAAUCGUCAAGGACCUGCACAGGACCGGCUGCAGUUCUUACUGCGGCCAGGAGGGGGAGCAGGACAGGGUGGUGCUGAAGAGGGUGCUGCUGGCCUACGCCCGCUGGAAUAAAGCGGUGGGCUACUGCCAGGGAUUCAACGUCCUGGCUGCACUCAUACUGGAAGUUACUGAAGGCAAUGAGAGCGAUGCACUGAAGGUGAUGAUCUAUCUGAUUGACAAAGUGUUGCCUGAGAGUUAUUUUGCCAACAACCUGCGAGCAUUGUCAGUGGACAUGGCGGUGUUCAGAGACCUGCUGCGUCUCAAGCUGCCCAGACUGUCGCAGCAUCUCCACCACCUUCAGAAAGCUGCCAACAGAGAAGCUGGAGGCAGCUACGAGCCUCCGCUGACCAACGUGUUCACUAUGCAGUGGUUCCUCACCAUGUUCGCCACCUGCCUGCCGGCGCCCACCGUGCUGAAGAUCUGGGACUCGGUUUUCUUCGAGGGCUCGGAGGUGCUGUUCAGGGUCGCCCUCGCCAUCUGGGAGAGGCUGGGAGAGAGGAUCGAAUACUGUCAGACAGCAGAUGAGUUUUACAGCACGAUGGGCUGUCUCACGCAGGAGAUGCUGGAGCGCAACCUCAUCGAUCCCCCCGAGCUCAUGCAGGAGGUUUAUUCCAUGGCAGUGUUUCCUUUCCCUCAGCUGGCCGAGCUGAGAGAGAAAUACACCUACAACAUCACUCCGUUCCCUACCUCAGUCAAAUCCAACGGAAGUGGUGGUCUGGGCAGCUGGGAGAGCGACGAUGAUGCCGAAAUGGACGAUGAAGACUCUGUAGUGACGGCGCUCGGUUGCCUGGGUCCCCUGGGAGGCCUCCUGGCCCCCGAGCUGCAGAGAUACCAAAAACAUCUCAAAGACCAGCGAGGGGAGCAGGGGAACAUCGCUGAGCUGAGCCCAGGAGCGGUGGGAGCCGGAGGUGCAGGAGGUGGAGGAGGGGGUGCCAGGGCGGAGCACCAGGCAGCGAUCAACAGCAUGAUGAUGGAGAGAAUGAGCACCGACAUCUACGCCCUGAAGAAGCAAUACGCCCGCAUCAAACGGCGGCAGCAGCAACAGGCUAUGCAACUUUACAUACGCACAGGACCUGGACCCAAAGUGGCCACAACUUCAAAGAUUCCUCAGGAGGGUCCCAAAGAUCAGAGCGACAGUACCGACCACCACACCGACGACAAGUGCCCCGCCACCCGUGUCCUGCCCUCCCAGCUCAACCCAUCCAGCACAGUAAUCAACCACCUCCUUCUGGGUCGGAAACCACGAGGAGGAAGCUCCAGACUCUCGUCCACAAGCACGUCCACACUACCAGGCUCGGUGCUCUCCAACAGCACUGGAUCUCCGGGGAGCUCCGGAGGAGGCGCCGGGUCGCCCUGGCGUGCCCACGUCCGGGUUCAUCGGAGGAACAUAGCACGGGCCCGAGCACAGCUGGGCUUUGGAGAUUCAGAGGAGAGGGAAGAUGAGGAAGAAGAGGAUGAGGAAGAAUCUGAAAAAUUGGAGGACGAAGAGAAGAGGAAGAUUGAGGAAAAUGACGAUGAGGAGCUGAAAGAGAGGAGUGACUCUGUGUCUUCAUCUGCGGAUCCCUCUGGUUCUGAAGAGGCUCCGGAGGUUGCAGAUGAGACAAAAGAAGCAGAGGUUGCAGAGGUCGUGGUGCAGCUGGACUCUCUGGAUCUGGAGGACGAAUCAGAUCUGACUGCCACCAAUAACACAAGCCCAGACACACAACCAGAGUCUAAACCUGUCCCCCAAGUCCCUCUCCUCCCUCCUCCGCCCUCCUCAAGCAGACACAGAGAGUCUGACUCCUCAGGAUCAGAAAGACACUAUCCCUCCAUCGCAUUACCUCCACCUCACCACGCCUUUAACAUCCCUUCUUCCUCACCUUCCUCCUCUCCGGUCCCCACAUCAGCUUCUCUCGGUCCGUCCUCCUCAUCCUCUCCUUCCCCUCCCUCCACCCCAAUCCCUCUUUCCACAUCCUGCCUUCCUUCAUCCCUCUCAUCCAACGGCCUCUCCUCUCUCCCCUCGUCCUCCACCUUUUACAAAACUCCCUCCCCGUCCACUCCCUCACUCUCCUCUCUUUCCUCGUUGUCCGGAUCUCACAUGUCCUCGUCACCAUCAACCCCGGCGUUCCCGUCCACCACCAAACAGCAAGUCUAUUCCCCGUUCCCAAGCGUGAAGCAGCCCAGGAAAUCGGCGGCGGCAAGAAAUCUCGGCCUCUACGGCCCGACAUCCAGAACACCCAUGGUUAACUUCCCUCAGCUCAGCCGCAACCUCAACCGUAGUAGCGGCGUCGGCACCACCGGGAGGCGAUGAAAACACUCCUGACACUGAUGCUAGAAACACAUCAUGACCACACCAUGUUGCCUCCUGCAUACCGACAAAACAACCCAUAUCUUAUUUGAAGUAGACUGAGAGUUCUAGAAAUGUAAAGUUCAGAUUAUUGAUGUUGACAUGUGACAAUUGUGGUUCACGAGCCACUACAGACGAACCUUUUAAGAAUUUGAAUUUGAAGGACAUUUUCUUGUUAUGUCCAGUUUUUCAUCCAUAAUUGUACCGUACAGCGAAGCUAAAGCUAACACAGGACUGUUACAGUGUCAAGCCCUUUACAGCGGCCUAUGCAGGAUGGAUACAUGAUAAAAAAAAAUUAAAGAUAAAACAUGACAUGUGAGCAGUGUUCUUAGGAUUCUUCACUGGAUUUGUGGUGGACAUAUGUGUCUCUUCAAUGAGUCUCCAGACCCAAAUGGACCAAUGUGGCAAUAUGAUGAACUUUUUUUUUCCCUAUGAGAUUAAACAACAGCCAUCCAUUCGUUUCUACGCCAAGUAUUUGAGAAAAUAAACAAGAAACAAAAGAAACCUAAAAACUGCUGUAAAUUAAGAAUCAUAAAAACUUACUGUGUGUGUGUGCCCCCCCAAAAAACUCCCCGAUCUUCAAAUGUGACGUCCUAAAGCACUUAACUUCUUAUUUUUUUGUUCUGUCUGAUGGUGAAUUCAUUCUGUAUGUGCACUCUCUGUCUGCAACUUGACUGUUGAACACAAUGAAUGUAAUAUCUUGGUAAAUAAUGAAGUAAGUAUGCGUGAAUGGGCCAAGUUUUGUUUUUUUUCCCCCCUCCGGGAUGUCAUUAAUUAGUAAGGAAUGUUACUUAAGUAAAUCACCUUGAUAGCUGUGUUCACAUGAAAUAAACCAGCACAGCACUUAAAAGAACACCUCAGUGUGGACUUCCAGUGUGUAUUCAGUCUAAGUCCAAACACACAGAAAGGGUUUUUACUGGGAAACUUACUCACUGGUCGGUCACAUCAUGUUCUGGAUAAACAACAACAUACUCUCAUUGGAAAUGAAUGAAUAAAGAAAGCAGCUGCUGUCAAAUGUU